Molecule: messenger RNA, 1190 nt
Organism: Nymphalis io (European peacock)
Lineage: Eukaryota; Metazoa; Arthropoda; Insecta; Lepidoptera; Nymphalidae
Exons: 6
Coding region: 64-1062 (332 amino acids)
Source: RefSeq, a predicted model, not a curated record
ACAAAUUAUUUUUGCAUUAUAGCCAAAAAAAUUCAUAUAAAUAAAUUUAAUUGAUACAGCUCAAUGUCAGAAGUACACCAGACUGUUCUCAGUAAUGAUGCAAAUACACGGCAAACUGUAAACUCUAAUAAAGCAUCAGGAGAUGUACCCUCCAAAAAAAAAUCUUCAAAUCACAAAAGCAAAAACAGUUUACCCAAAAGUCUACGAUACGAUUUGGAAAAUGCUUUAUUGGGGUUGUGUGAUGUGUGGUUUGAAGAGAUAAAGCCGUAUUUAGUUCGCAACAACAUCAAGGUGCACGGCGAUGCCGGUGGUGGAGAUCUGAAACGUUCGUCUGCGUCACCUGAUUGCACCCACAACGAUCCAGGUAGAUUUAAUCAUCAUCGGCGACGGAAUGUAAGUUGUGUAGACUCCUCUUCAAUGCGGCUAACAGCAUCGAAAGUGCCGUGUCCCAAGCAUCCAACGCAACCGCACCCUGUUGUGCUUACAGAGAACCAAUCAUUACCGAUUCAACGACAUAACUGGAAAAAAGAGACAGUACGAAAACCGCGCAAACGGCGAAAGUGCCAAGCGCAAACUGAACCUAGACCACUCAUACCACGCCUCUGUCGUACCUGGCAACAGUGUACAGAAGCAGCUUACACUACCAUAGAACCUGUUACAAAAAUACCUUUACAUUACACCAAAACGCAGCUUUGGCAUACAAAUAUUUUUCAAAAACCAAAGAAACCUCGUACCACGGACACGUCAACACAAACUGAGGAACUUGUGAAAUAUACAAAGAACCACAAUGAAACGCCAAAAGCGAAUCCUACGUUUUCGAAGUGUACGCGACGUCCUUCCAAUACGACUUUUUUAAUUCCAAACAAUAAACAUCGCAAUGAAACCCCUUUGUUUAAAGAUGAUCUUAUCGACAUAAUAACUGAAAAGAAUGAUAAAACACUUAAAGUAUUGUACACGAGUCCAAGAAGACAAGAAAAUCCGUCUGUUAUGAAUUUAUAUUCACCAUCUGAAAGUCGUCGGAAGAAAAGUCGUAAACAGCAAAGAAUUCCACCGUGGAAAUAAUGCUUUCGAAGGCUUUCUGAAAAAAUAAUUUAUAUUGCUGCAAAUAUUUGUGUAUUUGUCAUGGUUCAUAUAUACAUAUGAAUAGGUAUAUCGCACUAAUAAUUUCUAUCCAUGGAUAUACAAUGUAA